Messenger RNA from Paramisgurnus dabryanus, 2442 nucleotides. Its product is annotated as sterile alpha motif domain-containing protein 9-like. Lineage: Eukaryota; Metazoa; Chordata; Actinopteri; Cypriniformes; Cobitidae. Gene Ontology annotation, cellular component: cytoplasm. The record is from RefSeq and is a predicted model, not a curated record.
CCAGAAAAGGAAGCCACAUAACAUGCCCUCAAAACAACACAUGUGCACAACAUAUCCACAUUAAAGACGAAACGUGAGAUUUGUUUGCUGUUAACUUGACUGGAAAAUGGAAAUAAGACAGUGGCGGAUACCUAAGUGAUCACAGAGCUAAAUCCAGACCAGCUCAUGCCCCUGGCUGUCUGGUGAUCUCUGCGAGCAACGAACCACACUCAGGGCUGCGGAAAGGAAAUGGCACAAGUCUAAUAAUUCAGUCAACCAUCAACCAUCACUCCGGAUCACAGAUGAUACUACUGUAGAAGACAUCUCAGCUUGGAUGAAGAGACACCACCUCCAGCUCAACCUAGCUGAGACAGAGCUGCUUGUAUUUCCAGCACACAGCAAAUCUGACUGGAUGAGAGAGAAUUCAGGUGGGCUGAUAAUGUAUCUGAUCUGCACCGAGACGCUUUACUCUACUGUAUGACUGCACAACCUUUGAAACGAUAUCAUGGCAAAGUCAUCAAUGUCUCCAGUCGGUGUGUCUCAGACUCAGCAUACAGAAUGUUCCACAAACAACAUACCCAAAGAAACAGGUGAAUUAUUAAAGACCUCUACAUCUGAAGGACCUACCAAUGACAUUGAGACCCUGACUGUCAGCGUUCAAGAAAACGGUGAUAAUAAUUCAAGUGUACAGAAAUGGUCACAGGCUUUAAUAUUAGGGGACCAGGAUGACAUUAAGUGCAAAAAACGAUGUGAAGCAAGUUUUGCCCCCCGUUUGUGUAAGCCCCGGCCUUUUGAUAAAAGCUGCCCAACAUUUGAAUAUACACAAAAUGAAAUCCUUCCUCCUGAGACCGGUCCAAGCAAUCUGAUUGAUCCCGUGCAUGAGUACAAGCUUAUGGCAAACACCAAGAAUGUUUCAGAAGACGAUGUCCUAAAAAAAUUCACAAGCGAAGUCUUCCGGUUUAGUGCAGGAUGCAUCAAUUCUCGAACAAAUGGGACUAUCCAUUUUGGAGUUGGGGACGAGCCACUGUACAAACAUGGACAAAUUAUUGGAUUAGAGAUGACAUCACCAAAGAAAUAUAUAGAUGAAUUUGAUAAGUGUAUCAAGCUGUACUUUACAAAUCACACUGGUAUUGUACAGAGAUGCGUUAGGCCCCCUCAGUUCUUUAGGGUAAAAUGUCCAGACAACAUUAAUGUGGACAAAUGGGUCAUUGAGGUUGAUGUUGUUCCAAUGUAUGAACUAACUCUGGACAAAAGGUUUUACACUCCAUUUGACAAGAAGGGGAGGAAGUCAAAAACCCUUUUCAUUCGUGAUGGUGCAAACACCAUUGAUUAUAUGCAAGGCAAAAAUCCAAAAAGAACAAGGCAGAAUGAAAAGGAUUUAAAAAAUGAUGUGAAAUUAUGGGCUUUGUCUAGAAAAAUUGCAGAAAAGAAGUAGAGGCAGAUCUUAGGCACAACAAUAGGUCUAAAGUAAUAGCCCAACAAGACAUAGGACGGGUUUAACUCGAGGGGCAACCUUCCGAUCUCUCUGAUGAAGCCAAUACGGAAGUGACUUAAAGUGCAAUUCAUCGACUGACCACUUGAGGCUGGCUCCAAAAGGGAGUCAAUAUAUACAUCCAUGUUAAAACGCCCAACUUUACAGUAGAAAAUAAUAUGUUUACAGUGUGGUACAAAAGGUGUUUUUGGUCUGUAUAGCUAAUUUUGCCCUUCUUGACAACUGUGAGGGGGGGGGGGGGUUGUAACUCAUCUGUUUAAAUUAUAUUAAGCCUUAAAAUUCUGCAUAAUUAAGGGCUUGACCACUUAAGCGACCAGCAACCAGCCCCCUCAGGUUCACCCAUGUCCCGCCUCUUUACCCAUUUUCGGUUAUCUGCAAGUGAUUCACCGUGACGCGUGGCCAAGAUGGUGACGGCAGACGACGCCUACUUUUAGCUUCUAAAACGAUCUUCACAAACCAAUGUGUGACGUCAUGGACACUACGUCCGUAUUUUUUUACAAUCUAUGGUUUAACUAGACCUGAUAUUGGCAAAGCUCCGGCUAAAAGUAACACACUUGUAGCCAAAAUUUGGUUACAUGUCGUUUUUGCCAAAAUAACUUGCAAGAUGUAUGAUAUUUCAUUAUGUAAGGAAAAUCAACAGUGAUAUACAAAGUGUUUAGUUUCAUUUAUUCAUUUCAUUUUUGAUCUAUGGUUAUGUAAGAAUUACAGACUACCUCUAAACAGAUUCCCCUCCAACCUAGGUGCUAAAACAAGCUCAUCCCCCUAAAAGGCUUGAUUAUUAUACAGGUAAUCUCAAUACAAGCAAUACACUGAUAAUAUAACCUAAAUGUAUAUUAUCUUUAUUAUAGUAUGGGAGCAAAAGUGAGACUUCGAGAACCAACACAGGUCAGAGGGGGGGUCUAUUAUAAUUAAAGACAUCUGUUUACACAUCAUCCAAUCACUUGGGUGAUCAGUUUGACCAUUUGAUUAAG